Molecule: messenger RNA, 1316 nt
Organism: Solanum tuberosum (potato)
Lineage: Eukaryota; Viridiplantae; Streptophyta; Magnoliopsida; Solanales; Solanaceae
Product: probable inactive receptor kinase RLK902
Exons: 2
Coding region: 619-1293 (224 amino acids)
Biological process (GO): protein phosphorylation
Molecular function (GO): ATP binding; protein kinase activity
Source: RefSeq, a predicted model, not a curated record
UGGGUAAGAGUUUUCGCAGAUAUUCCUGUUAUCAGGAGUUUUUUCAUACCUUAGUUGAGUCUUAACGUCCCUUCAACAUUUCUAUUCAUCUUUUCUUGUUUUCGCCACCGUAAUGGACUGAUUUUCCUAUAUAUUGUCCUAUUUUUCUUUCAUGUUUUGAUUACACUUUUUUUUGAGUCAAGGGUCUACAAAAAAACAACAUUUCUACCUCACAAAGGUAAAGAUAAGGUCCACGCACAUCCUACCCUCCCUAAACCCCACUUAUGAAAUUAUAUUGAACACAACAAUGAACUGAUUAUCCUAAUUGACCGUGAUUCGACAUUAGAAGUAUAUUGACUUUCUUGUCCUAGGUGUUUUGGAGCACAAGAUGGCACAAAACCAAACAAUAUUUGUGAAUCAAAAGCUAGUGUUUUUGGGGAAUACUAAAGAGAAAUAUGAUUUGGUGGACUUGUUGAGAUCAGAAGCAAUGUUAUUGGGAAAGGGAACAUUUGGAAGUAGCUACAAGGCAGAAUUGGAAAAUGGGAAAAUUGUAUUUGUUAAGAGGUUAAAAGAUUGUUGUUUGGUUCAAAGAGGAAUUCAAGAAAAAGAUUCAAGAAUUGGCAAAAUUGAGUAAUCAUCAUGAGAGUUUUGCUUCCUCUAAGAGCUUAUUAUUAUUCAAAAGAUGAGAAGCUUCUUGUAUUUGAUCAUAUGCCUAUGAGUAGCUUGGCUUCCCUUUUGCAUAUAAAUGGAGAGGCAAAGAAAUUCCAACUCACAUGGGAAGUAAGGACUCGAAUCGCUUAUGGAGUCGCUCGUGGCCUCGAAUUUCUCCAUGCUCAAGGCCCUAGCAUUUGUCAUGGUAACAUAAGGUCAUCCAAUGUUCUACUCACCAAUUCUUUUGAUGCUCGUCUCUCAGAUCAUGGAUUAUUUAGACUUUUCAUGUCAAAUCCUACAUUAUCCCUCAACUGGGGCUAUCAGGCACCAGAAGUGGGAUAUGCCUACGACAUUUCUAAAAAAUCAGAUGUUUACAGCUUUGGUGUCCUGUUGUUGGAAAUAUUGACUGGUAAUGCCUCGUUAGACGCCAUUGGCAAGAACAAAGGGAUUGAUUUGCCUAGUUGGGUUCGAAUAAUGUUUCAAGAAAAACCUAUUAUUGAUGUUUUUGACAAGAAUAUGGUGCAACAUUACCAAGAAUUUGGAGAUCAAAUGGUUCAAUUGUUAGAACUAGCAAUUUGUUGUACUUUCAAGAAUCCUACUAAAAGGCCCUCAAUAAUUGCAGUGGCUAAUCAAAUAAAAAGGACAUGUAGUUUUAAAUCAUGAUGAUGUUGUACUUUCUAAAAUAA